Messenger RNA from Aspergillus nidulans FGSC A4, 9132 nucleotides. RefSeq lists its product as uncharacterized. NCBI's taxonomy places the organism in Eukaryota, Fungi, Ascomycota, Eurotiomycetes, Eurotiales, Aspergillaceae. The transcript has 7 exons. The record is from RefSeq and is a predicted model, not a curated record. The coding region runs from base 1 to 9132 and encodes 3043 amino acids.
AUGACGCUCUUCAAUCCAACCACCGUCCUCGUCGGCUUCCUCCUCCUCUAUCUCGCUUCUUUCCUCAUCUUCGCUAUUGUCCGUAUCGCAACCGGGAUUUCGAUUCAGCGGAUCGGGUAUUUUUCGCUGCGGCGCAUUGCAUACGUUCCAUCGGAAGGGGUACAGAUAGAACUCCGCGGGCUUGGGCUAUCCUUGCAUCCCCCCUCGUUCGCCCAACCGACAUGGCUGAGUCUGCGACUCACGGAUCUGAAGAUUACGCUGGACCCAUCGGCAUCAGGGAAACGGAGCAGUUCUACGACGAAACUGUAUACAGAUGAGGCUCAGAGUCAGUCCGAGGACGAACCGCUCAAUCAACAAUAUCGGAAAGGCGAAGCUGCUUCUGCACGAAAGAAUAAAACAUGGGCAACCUUCAAUCGGGUCAAAGAGCGGGUGAAGCGGAUACACCGGAUGGUUCACUGGUUGAGACUGGUGGAUAUUGUCGCCGUCAAUACUACGAUCAAUUUUCUCGAAGCCGGACAGAUUCAAAUUGGGACUUUGUCGAUGGCAGUAGAUACAAGACGCAAAAUGGUGGAUCGGGGAAAGGUGUUUCGCCGGAAAAAGGGCGAAUCUGGUGAACAACGCCCUGCCGAGUGGAUCUUGAAUGUGCACAAUGUCCAGGUGGCUGUCGAUGGCAACGAGCCGAUCGAGGUGCUAGAUAAUGUUGGCGUGAACAUCCAUGGGAUCCUGCAUAAAGGACUUGAUGGCUUGCGGGAUGCGUCGGUCGCUUUCAAAAUCGGGAGGAUGCAUAUACCUUAUGAUGACUUGACGCUUCUGGUGCAGCGAAUCAAGCAAUCCAGAAAACCCCUAGUGCAGGUAGACGUUACCAAACCCGACGAGGAAGUCACCUUUGCCGACUACGUGGAAGAGCUCAAGAAGCCCGGCAGCACAGAUGAGACAAUUGUCGAGACCGUGACUGCCUCGAAGGAGUUUGCUGGUUCACUUCUGCGCGGAAUCCAGGAGAUUCAGGUGGCACUAAGCUUCUUCAGACUAUCUCGAUCUGUCCAGUCACCGUCGCCUGGACAAAGCUCUGUUUACCUGAAUGUUGUUUCGCAUGAGAUCGGCAUCGAUCUCCACCGGAUGGACCAGACGAGUCCAGCACAUCGGAUGUACUUCCAACGUACUGACGUUGCUCAUCAAGCACUUCUCGCCGCUAUCUCUCUAUCCGUAAGCCUGGAUGACAGCUCAGGAGAAACGGAUAAUAUCCUGUAUAUACCCAUGGCAACUACGACUAUUAAAACAACUUUGCCGUCCAAAACACUCAGUUCAUAUGAUGGGUUCAACGCGGAGGAACGAAAUACCAACAUUCUCUUCGCCAACUUGGUGGUCACCUCUCCCGCUCUCGACUUGGAGCCUAGGCAUGUCUCGCGACUCUUAGGUCUAGCUCAGACGAAGGCAUCCACUUCCCGAGGCAAGAAGAGAGCCAGAGGUCAACUAAUAUCUCGCUUACUUCCCAAGGCAAAUAUCAAGCUAUCGGUUCAUGAGCCUGUGGUUCGAUUUGUUCUUCCCAUUCCAGAUUCUUCAUCCACAGGGGAGGACGACUACAACCUCCUUAUUUCAUCAAUAUCUUCUAUAUCUGUGGAUGUUGAAUCCUCCCAUUCCUCUGAGGGAGGUGCCCACUACUCGCUUUCCUCUAUUUAUCGAGUUGCUUCGCAUAAAUUCUACUACCAGACACCGUCCGGCAUCAAACAUAAUCUCUUGACAACCGACAACAUGGAGCUUAAGCUUCUUCUAAGCGCGUCGCCAGAGGUGUGCGUUGUGGUUUCUGGCAGUCUAAACAAUUUUUCUGGCCAUAUGGUCAAUAGCGAGGUUAAUCGCGGGAUUCAACAAGUCGUGGAGCAAUUUCGUGCCCAAAUUCGACCCAAGAAAAAGUACGGCUUGCCAGGCGAAGACCGGAAGCCGAGUAUUCUGCGGCGUCUUCCUCCUUGGCUACUUAGAUUCCAAUUCGAGGCCACCGGGUUCAGCUUAGAGAUCGCCGGCGUUGAUGAGAGUGUGUCGAAAGUGACGCGGGGCGUUUCGUUACAACUCCAAUCCUGGACAGCUGAUUACCGAGCUCAGAAGACAGAGCCUACUGCAGUGAGCGUUGUACGUCGACGAACUCCCAGUCACUCCACCAUUGGUGACGAGUCGCCGUUCAGAUUCAAUCCAACAUCUCCUCCUAAGCAAACCCGACCUGGAGCUGCUGAUGGGAGACGGUUGGCUUUCCAUGCUCGCGGUUUUGAGGGAUUCGUUAUUGAAUCCGAAGACUACCUUGAGUCUGAGCCAUUCCUCUCGCUCCCAAGGUUCGAGAUAGCCCUCAGCACGUCAAGUGAUCGCCUGGGACCGAUAUUCCAUGUAAACUCUCUUAUCAAAGGCGUUUACCUCCAAUAUUCCCUGUACCGAUACUAUUGUCUCAGCGUUGCUUUGUCAGUACUUCAGAAGGCGUUCUUACCAUCCUCGCAAAAGCAACCGUCAUCCCCAAAUGUUGCGGGUGAUACUUCGCCUCCACUUUCCCCUCGCUUGGCUAUCCAGCGGGGCGAGCUUAUCACAGUGGACAUAAAAGCUACCGUGCUUCAAGUCAAGACAUUUAUGCCAGCAGACCCACCGAUGUUGCUGCAAGUAUACGGCGUUACUGCCGGCUCUCAUCGACAUUCCGCUCCGUUCGUUCGAGCCCAUCUGGUUCGGUUACAUGCUGAAGCACCCAAGCUCAGAGGCGUCUGGGCACGAAUAGUCAGCAUGAAUAAUUUCCGACUGGACUUGCGGAAAAUGAAGCUGAAGCAGGGCAAGUCUUUGGUAGAGGAUAAAUCGAUCGACGUUUGGACGGACUUUGUACGCAUCGGUGUUCCUCACCACAUGAUCAUGCAUCGCAUUUUCGACAAUGUGAUCAACACUUCCAAAGCUUUGAAACAACUACAUCACCGCUUAAAACACCAAAUUCCCGACUUCGUAUCUGCUAGGGACCCAGAAGGGCCAAAGAAAGUCCCUAAGAUCUCAUUCAGAAGUAAAGCUCUGCUUUUCGAGUUGGAGGACGAUGCAUUUGAGUGGAAGCUUGGUUGCAUAUAUCGGACUGGCCUUAUUGAACAGCGUCAGCGCCGCGCUAGAGAGGAUGCGUUUCACCUCAAACUCCAGAAGCUCAAGGAAUCUGACCAAAGGCGAGCUUCUUCGAGGUUGCGUACUCGAUCCAGCCACCGAACACUGCGCAGCGAGCGGGUCAGUUCAGACUCUCGCAGGAGCAAGAGCGCGGAUCCAAAGCCGAGAAACGAUAGAGCAGAGGAGAAAGAGGAAAAGCGCGGGCGUGCACAUAGAUUCCGCUACGAUACCGAAGGAGCGUCGUCUUUUUCCAACGAAGCGAAGGUAUCGUCGGAAAGUGCUUGGUAUUGGCUCCAGCACUAUAAUGCGCGCAGCUGGAAAGCCAAGAUCGAUGCGGCUCUACAGUUUCAAAACUCUACAAUCAGAGAGGUUCGAAAUCUUUUUGAGGGUGCUGACGAUCCUCCAGAAGAUGUGCAAGAAACCGAGACAGUGCUGGCUAUUCCAAAUAGACCUGCUCUCAUGGCAGCUCUAAUUAGCGACAUAAAUCUGACCAUCGAUAAACCCACAUUUCCUUCGGAAAACUACCCUCUUUUCCUCCAUAAUAUUGGCAAAGGCAUGCCGAUGUCUACGAAGUAUGCGUUACUGAUUCCGAUGAGCAUUCAGCUGGACAUGGGUGAGGCUCGCGUCAACCUGAGAGACUACCCCUUGGAUUUGCUGCACAUACCAGGGCUACGGCCUGGACAAUCACCUAGGCUUCCUAGCUGGUCACUCCGAACCAAUUUUGUAAUUGCAGAGGAAUAUCGUGAUUACAAGUCGUCCAGAAAAGUCAAUGUGGAACUUGUCCCGUCAUCCGAAAUGUCUGAUGGAACGACGAGCCCACCAUUCCUGCUUGAUAUAUGGCGGUCUGUCAGUCCUGUGAAGACUUACUCAGAUCCGGUCAUUGAAAUCAACACGAAUCUCCCUACGAGCAUAUCUUGGGGCAUGUCCUAUCAACCCGUUAUUCAAGAUAUGAUGAAGAUCAUUGAGGGUUUCACUAAAGUCGAAAUUGACCCGUCUGAAAGAGUCGGGUUCUGGGACAAGAUCAGACUGAGCUUUCACUCGCGUAUCCGAGUCAAGUGGAAGGAGGAUGGUGAUGUCCAUCUGCGGUUGAAGGGCUCUCGUGAUCCUUACGUCGUAACCGGUUUUGGCUGCGGAUUCGUGAUGUGCUGGCGUAAGGAUGUCCAGUGGAAUAUCCAUACAACUGAUGAUCCGAAAGAGUUCAUGAGCGUAACCAGCGGGGAAUACGUCCUUGCAAUCCCCGACUACAGCCAUGAAGCCAGAUAUUUGGCCGAGGCAACAGCGGAAGACCUUGAAACGAGCUCAAUGUCUAGUGAUCAGAAAAACGCCGCUCAGUUCAAGAAGGUCAUUAUGAAGUUAUCGGGUGACGUGAAAUGGGCAGCCGGUCUGGUUUUCGAACGCAAUGUCAACGAGAAUGAGCGCUCGACGGAGUUUAGACCCCACUAUGAUGUUGUCCUGCGGAAUCCAAACUAUAUCAACCCCUCAGAACGAGAGGAUUACGAUGCUUAUCGCGGUUUCCGGAGCAAUCACAUUCACCUUUCCGUCGCAAUCAUUGCUCCCAAUAGCAAGAAUUGGAAUGCGGACUCUGAACAACCAACUACAAGCUACAAUACUGUUCAUCUAACUCCUCGGUUCUUUACGCAUUUCUACAGCUGGUGGUCCCUUUUCUCUGGUGUUAUGUCGCUGCCCGUUCGCCAGGGACGACUGUGGCCUGGAAUCACUAAGACAAACAAGAAAUUCAACCGGCAUUUGGCUACCAUCAAGUAUAAGUUGCUUCUGGCUCCUCUCUUUGUUGCCCACAUUUAUAAACACAAGGAUCCUGAAGAUUAUGUCGACGAUAUCGUUACUGCUACUGGGAUCAAGGUUCGGUUGGACAGCUUGAAGUUGGAUGUUCAUCAAAGACGAGAGCAGAUCAAGACUCCAUCCAAAGGUCGGCUCAAGCAACCCCAGGCAAGUGCGAUACGGAUCUACAGAGCCGAGUUGGACUUGCAGGCUGCAGACUUUAGGGCUGUCUCGGCGAGUAUCGAAGGGACAGGUGCAGAUGAGCUCGAAAAGAAGCGGGACGACAUUAUAUCAUCCUUCCAGCAACCAGUCCCUCCCGCAGAUCUUUCACGCUUCACUAUCCCCGACCACAAUCUCGACUGGGUCGAUAUGGAUGACUUUGUCGAACUUGAUUGGAUACUCCCACAAGAGUCUAACCCUCGGACGAAGAUUCUACCUUUGGCUUUCACCCCUCGCUUCACAUACUUCAGACAAACAGACCAAGAGGAGGUCUCUGCUGGUCAAACAGGGUAUAGUAGCUUCGGGCACGAGGAUACCCACGAAUGUGUCAUGUCUGAUAGGAACCAACCCCGCCGUGUGCAAUUAGCGCUCAUUCAAGACCGCCUUGCAACUAUCGAGGCUAAGAUACAGGAAUGCACUCGAUCAAUCGGUGACCUGGAACUACAAAUGGCAAAGGACGUAGAUCAGAACGAGCAAUUGAGAGUUCAGCACAGAGAAUACCUUCGUCAAGCUGCAUCUCUGGCCAGAAGACGCGCUUUCUUGACCGCAGGGCUCCAUCGCUUGGAGAAGCAACUUAACCAGAGCAAAAGUACCGAGACGUACCAGAGUGAAAGCACUCGGGCGGAUGCUGACUCGGAUUCGGCAAGUGAUGGGAAAGAAGCUGACUUUGAUGGGCUAUACUCUUCCCCACAUGACGACCUGAACAGCGACUUCAACAACCGGUUCAUGAUCCACAGCGUCCAACUAAAGUGGAAUAACUCACUGAGAAAUAUUAUACUUCGAUAUAUCCACCAGGUCAGCCAGCGGCGAGGGUUUGUGUACUACAUGUCUCGGCGAGCUGUCAAAUUUAUCCUCGAUAUCGUCGAAGAGCAGAGCAAGAACCAAGCCACGUAUUCGAAGUUGUUCAGGGGCUCAUCAAGACGGCCUUCUGAUGUUCACGAUGAUGAUGACAGUGUUGAAGACCGAAUUGAGCAGUUGCUUCACGAUGCCAAGCGCUUCGUCAGCGCGGAGGAACAGGAUCCACCUGAACAGAAAGAUCCGCCGACUGUCAGGUCUGAUUCAAGCGAGAGCAUAUCCCCUGAGUUUACUGCUCAGAACAGUUACCACCUGCGGCUGAUCGCGCCUCAGAUCCAGCUUCAAAGUGAGAAGAACCACAAGUCUGUUAUUCUGGUCGCUGCAAAGGGCAUGCAACUGCAGGUCGUCUCUAUAAUGGACAAAGAACGUGUCUUCGACGACGUGAGCGGUCUCGUCCAACGCCGGUUCACCCUCAACAUGGACGGCGCUCAAUUCUUUGUUGCAACGCAGAAGAACCUGAUGACGCAUCUGCAGUUCUACGCCGGUAACAAGUACGGCAAUGCGCCGGGGUCUGCUUGGCCGCCGUGGUUGACGCUUGAAGCCAUGUUUGAUUUUGAGCUCAAUCCGUUCGGUUUCUCAAGGAUCAUUCAGAAGACUUCCGCUAGUUUGCGUUAUGACAAGUACAAUAACCUCCGCUUGAAGUAUAACGAUGAGGUAGCCAAGGGGCAGCCGGAUGAGCUAGGACAUCCUGACGGACAAGAAACUCGAAUGGACAGUAUCAGCGUCGAUUUUCCUCAAUUUCGCGCUAUUUGUGAUUCUGCUGAGUAUUACACGCUGUAUAUCAUCGUUCUCGAUCUGCUGCUUUACAGUGAACCUCUUGAGAAAGUUCGGAACGAACGUCUUGAACGAAUCAUGUUUACGUCGGACUUCAGUGACUUAAGGGGCGCUCCAGAGAUGGUUUACAAACUGCAGUCACGCAUUCGACAAUUGGAGGAGAUCAAGGAACAUUUCCAAAUCCAUGCUAAGUACCUCGAUAAGCGUGGUUGGGAGGAUCGGUUGAUUUUGGAGAAGGAUAUUGCCCGGUGCGAGGAUGAGCUAUUCUUCUUGAUGAAGGCAAUCACUACCUCACAAAGGAAAGUUGAGCCAACUGUGACAGGAGCAACGGGUCUCUUGCGUUGGAAUAUCUCCGCCAGUGAGAUCGUUUGGCACUUGAUGAAGGACGAGUCAGAGCCACUAGUAGAAUUUCAGCUGAGGAACGCUGAAUACGACCGCACUGAUAAUACUGAUGGUUCGAACCACAACCAAGUGUCCGUUGAGCGACUUUACGGCCUGAAUCUCCUUCCGGAUGCAGUGUAUCCGCAGAUCAUCGUGCCGUAUCUUGACCAGGCACGACGUCUUGAAGGCCCUGAUGACUAUAUGAUCAAGAUCAAAUGGCAUAUGCUGGAGGCCGUUGCUGGAAUUCCUGUUGUGGAUGACUUCGAAGUGUCAUUGUUCCCGCUGAAGAUCCAAUUGGAACAUGAGCUUGGGCAGAGAGUAUUCGAGUACAUGUUCCCGAAUGUUGGGUCGACCGCAUUCGAAAAUGGUGGCUUUUCGCCUUUUAUGAUAAAAAACGUCAAGCCAUUGGAGAGUCUUGAUUCCGACGACGAGGAGUCUGGUCAAACCUCUCCCUCCAGCCUACAACAUCAUAGCGACACAUCUGGAGACGAUCCCGCAAAGGGCCCUAGUCCACUUGAGCUGAGACUUCAACCCACGUUGUCUUUAUCCGAGAACCCCCGGCUUGAACGCCGGCCCACGCAUCUUAAGGCCUUUGCGAUGACACCAAUUCACAAGGAGAGCGGCCGGCAGCAAGCACGACCAGCCAGCGCAUUGGUCAAGAAGAAAUCCGCUGACAGUCUUCGGGUUCUGUCGCGGCAAGCUACGUCCCUUUCGGCGAACGGCGUCAACGACGAAAAGGGGAAGAAAUUCGGCUUGGGAAUCAUGGGCGGCAAGGGUAAAGGCAAGAAGGGCAUCGACGAUUUUGCCCAAAUGAUGGCGCGCGCAUCUAACUACAUGACCCUUGCCCAUGUCCGGGUCCACGAUGUCGUCCUUUGCGUUAGCUAUAAGGGCAAAGGAGAGCACAACAUUGAAGAUCUGCAUGACUUCGUUUUCCGCCUACCUAUCCUCGAAUACCGGAACAAAACAUGGUCAAACCUCGAUUUAGCCCUGCGGCUCAAGAAAGAUGUCAUCAAGGCGCUCAUCUCCCACGCACCUGCCAUUCUUGGUAACAAGUUCUCCCAUCACCGGCCUUCAAAACAGCAAUUGAGACGCUAUCGAGAGCUGGCGACUUCAUCUCAGCUUCUGAAUAACCAAGACACGGGCACAUCGCCGCCCGAGAACGGUACAAGCCCCAGCAUGGCUAGCGCAGACUCAAGCAGUGGAUACCUGUCGGAGUCGCAGUCUCAUCGUUCGUCUCCUCUGGCUCGGUCGAAUUCUCUGGGGUCGAGCAUGUACAGUGGCAAGGACCAAAGUGGGUUAUUUGACUCGCGCUCUGCGAGUGAAGUCGACGUGGAUGCGCGCUGGGAGCAAUCUCGUCGAAUCGUCAAUCCCCCUGCACGGCCCGUGACCUCCGGCAGUGCGAUAACACGCUCUGAUACAGCCCGGAAGAUAGACUGGUCUGAAGAUGGUCAACUAUCCGCAACCUUGGCCGCAAACUACUCCCUGGUCGGAAGUAACCUACCACAAAACGGCCUUCACACCUCACAUCUCUUUAGACACCAUCCACCAUCGAUGGACUCUCUCGCCCUCACCUCGCAAAAAUUUCCUUCGCAUUCUACACUCAUAAUAUUCCAUCUUUAUCAAGAUACCCCAGACGGAGAAAAACCGGAGAUACGGUACGGAACGAAUUUAGCGAUUUGCGUCUCUGAUCAGGUGUGCUUGUCUCGUCGUGGCUGUGUGGAUGGCACGUGGCAUCCAUCUCGCUUGAAUUCUCGCUGCAGGGCACCCGACUGGACUGAACUGAAGUGGAUCAAAUUGUACAUGGGCUUGAAUCUUAAGCGCAAGGUCUUAACAUUGCCUUUCAUUGACUGCAUUGGCACCUCGGCAGCCUUUGAUGCCCGUGUCGCUCCAAUAACGAGCCAUAUCGAUCUUGGCUCCUCGGCCAUGCGGGCUCAGUUGCAAUUUCUGAGUGUCUUCCGGUGGCAGGUUCUUGCGAACGGUGACCGGUUCGGACACAUCGUCAGGGGACUUGGGGCUUAA